AUGGAAGAGUGCGGGUCGAAAAGCGCUUUAGCUCGCAAAAAGCUCACUAUUGUCCUCACAGCUAUUCAGUUUACCUCUCGUAGGCAUGCACAGCAGGGAGUGCUAGUGGACGAAACAAAACGAAAAUUAAUUGAUAAUGCCAUAUGGCUUUCGAUUCAAUUCAUGUUUGAGAUUUAUUCAAUGGAACAACAAACAGCAAACAGAUGA
Clunio marinus is the source of this 207-nucleotide messenger RNA. The record is from the annotation of a GenBank genome assembly. NCBI's taxonomy places the organism in Eukaryota, Metazoa, Arthropoda, Insecta, Diptera, Chironomidae.